CAAAGUCGGGAGGAAUAGCCGACACAUAACGAAUUAAAUCCCAAAAAGAAACGGGUUGUCUAAAAAGAGAUUCCGUCUGCAUUAAUUUUAUACUUGUAUCUUUUGCAGCAUGAUAACCCUCGGUCUUGUAAGUAAGAGACCAUGCAGAGUAUUGAACGUCAGCUGGAAGGGCAAGUGAAUGUCGUAAUAGAAUACGACAACUUUCAAGUACUUUUGUAUUUCCAUCAAAAGAAGGAUGUACAAGCAUAGUUGCACAUAACUGAACAUAACAUGCUGGAAAUGUUGUGGAAUAAUUUGUUGUAACCGCAUGAAUUAACAAGAAAAGUGCUUUCUCGUACAAUUCUUCCUCCAAACAGAGUUCAACAAGUGUCUUCAACGUACGAGAACUUUCAGAAACUGUAACUUUCUGCAUCGCACGAAGUAAUUAAAAAAAACUACUUACUCAAUCUUCCUUUACUGAUGUGGUUAAAAACGCUUGAUGAUACAGCUUCAGCGUACGGUCCUGAGAUAACAAAACAGUACAAAGACGAUUGAAAAUCGUAAUUAAUGAGUUAAGACCCAAUCAAGAUCUUAACUUAAGUCUAUACCUUAGGUGGAGCAAUAUUAAUAUUUACACAGUAUUUUAUAUAGUUGUUGCUGUUACUCCUCUUUUUCUUUGAUGAAAUGAACUUUAGCCUUUUCAGAAUGCUUUAUUAAACAGCUUUGGACUGUCAUAAAGCCGCUUCCUCAGGAACAAUGAGUCCACAAAAGUUUGGAGAACGCUGGUAUUAGUUUGUCACGAACCAACAUGGCAGAUUUUCAAGAUGAACUGCUAGCUUUAGCUGGUGUGGAUGACAGUCUUAAUUCUUCUAAAAGCAGAAAAAGAGCUUUAGACAAUUCAGAUGACAGUUUUAGUGACUCGGAUGAGGAACAUAAUAACGAGUUGAACGAUUUUGAAGCAUCAGAUAACGAGGGUUAUGAAGAAGAUGAUGAAAAAAACACUUAUGAAGAGGAGCUACUAGCUUUUGAAAAUCCUUACCGAUUGGAAGGCAAAUUUCGAGAUGAAGAAGACCGUGCCAGGUUAAUGGCUAUGACUGAGGUGGAGCGCGAGAGUAUUCUUUACGAACGUGAAGAGGAAAUAGCGAAGUUGAAUGAACGACGCGAGCUUGCCGUUCGUCUUCGUAAACAGAAAGAACAAUACUCUCAAACAUCCGCUAGAAGAUCGACUCGUGAAAAGCUAACAUCUGAAACCGCGGGCAAACGAGACAAACUUACAGAGCUUAAAAAAAGACGUCAGGAGCGCUCAAAUAAAGUCAACACAUCAGCUAGAAAAGAGGUCACAGAGAAAGCAUAUUCUACUAGUGAAGAUGAGGCUUCUUAUAGCGAGCAGGAAUCUGAUGCCUAUUCAGAGGGGUAUAGCCCACGGAUAGUUGAAACACAAUCUGCGGUGACUUUAGAUGACGUGAAUACUAUCAGGCUGGGACGGAAACAUAUCGUUAAGUACAUGUUCCAUCCAUUAUUUGAAUCAUGUACCGUUGGUUGCUUCGUCCGUGUGAAAAUUGGAGAACGCCAUGGUGAAAGCGUUUACAGAUUGUGUCAAAUUAAAGGAAUUUCCAAAGGAAAGAAGGCUUAUAGAGUUGAAGGUUCACUUACGAAUGUAAUGCUAGAAUGCACACAUGGUCGCUAUCGACGAGCAUUUGAUAUUUCUGUGUUAUCGAAUGAACCCUUCUCACAGCAUGAUUUUGACCGCUGGCAACAUCAAUUGGAGGAAGAUCAUCUUCGUCCUCCGCGCAAAGAUUUUUUCAAAAAACAUCUGGAAGGACUACAACGUAUGGCAAGUUACAUCUUGAAUGAUACUGAAGUAUCAGAAGUCGUGCGAAUUAAACGCGAACUUUCUCGCAUUCCUUCCAACAUCAGUGCCGAAAAAACAAACCUUCGUAUGAAAAGACAAGCAGCACUCGCUGCAAAUCAAAUGGAUUUGGUCCAAGAGUUAGAUGAACGUCUUAAUACACUUGAGGAGCUGUCCAUGGGCUCUCGCCCCAAUGGUACUUCAACAUUGGAUCAGCUAAGCAAAGUUAACGAACGAAACCGCCGCAAAAAUCAAGAAGAAGUUCGUCUUGCAGAAAAACGCAUGAAUGAUGAACGUCGUCGAAUGACCGCAAUGGCCACUUUUAAAUCUGUAAACUCAGUCGCAACCGAUGUACUUACUGAACCCUCUACAAAUGCUCCUAGCAAUGUAUCUUCACCUUUUACCCACCAAACUCCUGAGCGUACACCUUCACUUUCACCAAAAACACUUUCUAAGGCGUCCACACCGGCUGUGGAGCUCCCCAGCUCAGUGAAAGAGAAAAACGCUGUUCUCCGUCAAAAAGCUGUUAAUGGCGUUGACAAUUUAAUUGCUAACAUGGAUUUCGACAUUGAGCUUGAUAUCUAGAGCUCAAUGUUUAAUAAAUGCAACUACCUAGAUUGACUUGUCUUUUUCUUCACAAAAAUUUGCCUUCCAUGAGUUUAGAAAACACUAGUCUUUGACAUCGAAAAAAAGGCUUAUGUUCGUUUUUUGUUAACCUUAAUAUUCAUAAACUCAUCUUGUAGUUUUUGUCAAUUUCUUCAUAGUCACCAAGCAAAAACUCGUUGGGUUUGCAGGGAGUUGAGACCUGCUUUACGACUUUGUUGAAUUGAAUGUGUAUUUUGUUAUAGAUCUCAUACUUUAUGAUCGUGCUAUUUAUCAUAGACUCAUUUUAGACCCAAUUUUUUCCGAUGAUUAUAACAUCC
Molecule: messenger RNA, 2751 nt
Organism: Schizosaccharomyces japonicus yFS275
Lineage: Eukaryota; Fungi; Ascomycota; Schizosaccharomycetes; Schizosaccharomycetales; Schizosaccharomycetaceae
Product: RNA polymerase II associated Paf1 complex
Exons: 5
Coding region: 788-2413 (541 amino acids)
Cellular component (GO): nucleus
Molecular function (GO): bubble DNA binding; DNA binding; RNA binding
Source: RefSeq, a predicted model, not a curated record